This is a messenger RNA of Trichomonas vaginalis G3, 1014 nucleotides long. RefSeq names its product protein serine/threonine kinase protein. NCBI's taxonomy places the organism in Eukaryota, Parabasalia, Trichomonadida, Trichomonadidae. The transcript has a single exon. Gene Ontology annotation, biological process: peptidyl-serine phosphorylation; autophagy. The record is from RefSeq and is a predicted model, not a curated record. The coding region runs from base 1 to 1014 and encodes 337 amino acids. Gene Ontology annotation, molecular function: ATP binding; protein serine/threonine kinase activity. Gene Ontology annotation, cellular component: cytoplasm.
AUGAAUCCCCAAGUAAAUGCUUCGACAGAUGGCCAAAUGAUUCCUUUUACAGUUGGAAAAUAUCAAGUAAUAAGACAAAUAGGAAAAGGCGGAUUUGCAACUGUUGUUCUAGCGGUUGAUCCAAAAACUAAUCAGAAUGUUGCAAUUAAAAUCUUUGAUAGACAGUUCAUAGUCAAAGGUGGUUAUAUGAAAUAUCUUGAAAAUGAAUUAAGACUUUGUAGCCGCUUGAAUCAUCCAAAUAUCGUAAAAAUACUCGAUGUUGUUUAUGAUGAACGAUCAAUAAUGAUUGUUAUGGAAUAUCUUUCUAACGGAGAUCUACAAAGCUUAAUCAUGAACGGCUAUCAUUUUUCGAUACCAGAACAGAUUAGGAUUUCCUUGGAGAUUCUUCAAGGGUUAAAUUAUCUACAUAAAAGAGGCAUAUCACACAGAGAUAUCAAGCCUGAAAAUAUAAUGUUUGAUCAGAAUUUUCAUGCUAAGAUUAUCGACUUUGGCUUCUCCAAAGAAAGCUCAAUGAUGCUUAAGACAUAUUGCGGAACACCAUUUUACAUGUCACCAGAAGUUAUCCAAACAGAUUGUUACAAUGGAAUAAAGAGUGAUAUCUGGGCUUUUGGCAUAACAAUCCAUGUUAUCGCAGUUAAGCUCUACCCAUUCGAAUGCCAGAAUGAAAUAGAGUUUAUGAAGCUUAUGCAGCAUAAUAAACUCCGUAUUUCCAUUAUUCCCAAAGGAAUUAUCGGAGACAUAUGCGAGAAAUCCCUUAAAAUGGAUCCAAAUUCUCGCUCAUCAGCCGAGCAACUGAUCGAGAUGCUUGAAAACUAUUUAGCAACAUCUACGAUUCUAAACAAUUCUGGCGUUCAUCAGCUUAAACAAGAAACUCUUUUGCCAAGUCUUCCUGUUCGUAAGCACUCUCCAUCAUCUGUAAGGGUUAAAAUACUCAAUUCCAGAGUAUUUAAGAAAACAAAAUUCAAUAUUAACGUUAAAGUUCGGGUUACUAAUAAGUCAACUCCAAACUUAUAA